UUUUUUUUUUUAUUUAUUUCCCUUAUUUUUCUUUCUUUUUUUUUUGUUUAUAAUAAAUAUUUAUUUCUUAUAUAAGAUGGAUAAAGACCUUGAUAUGAAUAAAAAGAAUUUUCAAGAAGAAGACUUUGACGAUUGUCUAUCAACGCCAUUUGAUGAUGAUAACUAUAGUAGUGAUGGUGAUUCUGGAUUUAGUAUGAGUCAAGAAGAUGAUGAAGAUGAAUGUAAAGGCCAACGUCAAGAUGAAGCUCUUGGUCGUUCUAUUACAGUUGCUGAUACUACUUCUUCGAUAAAUUUCUUUUCGCGUAUAGCAUCUAUACCUAUUAUUCAAGACAGUUAUAAAGGCGCACAAAAGAUAGCUAAACAGCAUGCUAUAGGCCAAAGGGCACUCAAUUUUGCUGAAGAUAAGCUUCAGACCGUUAUCUCUUCAACACAACCUUAUUUGGAUAAUGAUAAGAGCAAGAAAAUACUUUCGUAUGCGAACACGAUGGGAAAUAAAUCGCUCGAUUUAUUUGAGCGUCAAUUUCCAGGUGUUAUUACAACCCCUACAGAUCAGCUUCUCGUCCAGCCUAUUAGAGGCGCCGUAUCAAGUCUUCAAGAGAAAAAGAAAACAAUCAUUGAUUCUCGUAUUGACUAUAUGGCUGGCGAACUGGAAGCCUUGAUAAAUCAAUAUAUUCCACUUGAUAAUCAUAGCGUACCACCAGAGGAGGAUACAGAUUCUGAAGUCAUUAGUGGUACUGAUCGUCUCAUGAAGGUCAUUCAUGCCAUUUCUAUUCGUGCCGCUAAAAGGAUAUCCUCUGCUAAACGGGAAGAAAGGCAAGUAAGCCAAAUUAUUCAUACUUGGAUACUCACUCAAAUUCAAAUGAUAUCUCAGCAACAACAACAACAACAACAAUGGCCUCUUCUGCAAGCCCAAAUUGAGUCCUUUUUGAAAACAAAGCUUGUUUUCACCUCUACAGUUCAAGCUGUGUAUGAAUUUACUCAAACAGAACUUGAAAAAUUCCGUCAAGAGUUAUAUAAACCAAACAUUGGUCACAUGGAUCGUAUUCGUAAUAUCUUGACCCUAUCUCAAAAUGAUAUAUGGGUACCUUUGUAUCAAAGAUCUUUUUCAAUUUGGAAGAAGAAUGACUCUAUUGAAUCUGUUAUUGGCAAGUGAAUUAUGUAAAUUAACUAAUAUAUUUAGUUAGUUGUAAGUUUAUAAUACGUACAUACAUACAUAAAGCAUUACAAUUUUGGAAUCAAAAAAUAUAUAAAUAUGUAUACUGUUGAUGUAUAACAUUACUAUGUAUUUAUAACUCUACGAUUUACGUUCAAAGACAAAAAAAAAUGUAUACAUAACAUGUAUAUUUAUUUAUUAUUAAUAUUAUU
This is a messenger RNA of Cokeromyces recurvatus, 1365 nucleotides long. RefSeq lists its product as uncharacterized. Lineage: Eukaryota; Fungi; Mucoromycota; Mucoromycetes; Mucorales; Mucoraceae. The record is from RefSeq and is a predicted model, not a curated record. The transcript has 2 exons. Bases 77 to 1153 code for a protein of 358 amino acids.